Molecule: messenger RNA, 1083 nt
Organism: Arachis ipaensis
Lineage: Eukaryota; Viridiplantae; Streptophyta; Magnoliopsida; Fabales; Fabaceae
Source: RefSeq, a predicted model, not a curated record
AUGGAAGUUUAUCAACAGAUAGCCGAGAAGGGGAUCUUGUCGAAACCCCGACUGCUGAAGGAGCGAACAGGGGAGAACCGGAGCCUCUACUGUAACUACCACAAGGGCUAUGGGCACAAGACUCAGGACUGUUUUGACUUGAAGGAUGCGCUGGAGCAGGCAAUUAGAGAUGGAAAGCUAGCCGAGUUCUCCCACCUCAUUAGGGAGCCGAGGAGGCGGAACCGCGACCACGAGAGCGAGGAUGGGACAUGGGCAGCAAAGUGGCAUCAGGAGCCGGAAGAGAACGACCACGGCCUCACCAAAGUAAAUGUGGUAACCGCAAGAAACGCGGCACCCAGGUCAAAAUCGGCACAUAAGAAGGACGCCAAGGUCCUCGCGGUUUCCUCAUCCCCUGCGCGAAGCACCAAGAAACUCCCAUCCAUCUCAUUCGUCCCGGAGGACCAAUGGUUUGACGAGGUUGGGGAAAGCCCUCCCAUGGUCAUAACGCCCAUAGUAGGAACCGGUCUCGUCAAGCGGAUCCUUGUAGACACGGGGGCAGACUCGAACAUUAUGUUCCGCAAUGUGUUCGACGCUUUAGGUCUAAGAGACGCCGACCUACAGACUCACCAGCACGGCGUCAUAGGGCUCGACGACCACUUCAUCAAGCCGGACGGGAUAAUCUCCUUGCCGACCUCCGUGGGACAAGGUCAGAAGAGAAGAACAGUGAUGGCCGAGUUCGUGAUCCUACGAGACUCCACCGCCUACAACAUCAUCCUAGGGAGGAAGACCCUCAACAACCUAGGGGCAGUCAUCAGCACUAGGAUGUUGGUAAUGAAGUUCAUAGUUGAGAAUGGGUCGGUAGGGUCCGUAAAAGGAGAUCUGGAAACGGCAGUCGCCUGCGACAACGCUAGCCUCUCUUUAAGGAAAAAAUCUAAAGAGGCCUUGGGGGUGUUUCUCGCCAACCUGGAUGCCAGAGUUGACGACAAGCCCAGACCCGAACCAGAAGGGGACCUGGAAAAGUUCAAGGUCGGGAAUACGGAGGAAAAGUUCACGUUCGUGAACAGAAACCUCCCCCAUGAGUUAAAAGAGACUUUGAUGAAAUGA